Molecule: messenger RNA, 3285 nt
Organism: Morchella importuna
Lineage: Eukaryota; Fungi; Ascomycota; Pezizomycetes; Pezizales; Morchellaceae
Exons: 9
Coding region: 1-3285 (1094 amino acids)
Molecular function (GO): ATP hydrolysis activity
Source: RefSeq, a predicted model, not a curated record
AUGCAGUCCCCCGACAGCGGGAGAAGCUCCCCAGCUACCUCAGCCUCAAGCCCACUAGGUGGAGGGCCGUGUCACGGUACCGAUCAUACCUUACUUCCAGAAACAUGCUUCCGAAUACGUGGGAUACCUCCGGAUUGGGACAAGGAUAACCUUCAAGCGGCUUUGAACACUAUCCUCCCGGGGCUCACUCUCAGCACCUCACAGAUUUCAGGUCCAUUUCCAGCUUGCAAUGACGACACACAAACAGCCUUAAUCAGCCUCAAAGAUCCCUCUACACUCCAUGGACCUAAUUCAGAGGAACCCUUCAUCUGGAUUGAUGUCGACAAGAGUGAAAGACCAGUGCAUAUCACAAUCGAUAAAAGCUUUUUUGAUCUGACACCCUUAAACACCCCGCAGACGCCGAUCUGUGCCGACGUGAUUGCCGUCACCGGUUUGAGCGGCCAUGCUUUUGGAUCGUGGAGAAGCCGAAAUGGAGGCGCAAUGUGGCUACGUGACUUCCUACCCAAGGCAUAUCCUCAGACGCGCAUUAUGACAUACGGUUAUGAUAGCAGAUUGGGGAAUACCAACCCUCUUACUAUGAGAGAUCAUAAACUAGGACUAAUGGAGUGUAUUAGCAAUGCGAGAAGAAACUGCCCUAAAAGACCCAUAAUCUUUAUUGCACACAGUUUGGGGGCUAUGUUAGUCAUACAGGUAUUACUUGAAUGGCGCCAGUCUCCUAGCAAUCAGGGCCUUUUCAAUUGCGUUCGAGGAAUUUUUCUCUUUAGGGCAUUUCACAAUAGGAUGAAUAUUUCAGGUCUUCAAAAAUUGGUGAGCCCAGAUGUGGGACGUGUUGAGACGCGGAAUAUGAUAGAGGACUUGAAUGAGGGUUCCCAAUAUUUGGCGGACCAAAAGGACCGUUUAAAAAACAUGUGGCCACAGUUAAAAGCAAAGAUAGUCUCCUUCUAUGAAACUAGGACAACUAGAACGGUUACUGAGGUUGGACCCGGGAGGUUUGCUAGAGAGGGUGAGCCGAUUCAGGUGGUUCAAAAGACGUCAGCCCAGUGCUCCAUGCCUGGGGAAGUUCCCAUUCCUAUUGAUUCAAAUCAUUCGGAUAUGGUUAAGUUCAGUUCGCCUGAGGAAAGAGCGUUCAGGUCAGUCAUCAAGUAUAUGGAAAGUCUCGUGGAGAAGCGGAGCCGAGAGUCAUUAAAGCAAUCCCUUGAGAGGUCAAUCAUAAAACAGGAGUGUUCCUUUUACGUUGACCAGAAGGAAUAUCAUCACCGUUUCCUGGAGCCGUCGGUGACCGCCUAUGCCGAGGGUAUCUUUUUAGCUUCAAAUAAUCUUGAUUACGAACGUUGGAGAGUGGAUACCGAUCCAAGCCAUACUCUAGUGUAUAGUGGAUUUCCCUCCUUAGCGCACGCAUUACCCAUCUUUCUACAAGACCUUGCAAAGGUUGAAAAAGAGAGCCUGAUAUUGAAUUUCUCUUAUGGCUCGGCAAGCACUUCUUAUAGAUAUGAUUUGACUCUAAAGGGGGCCAAUCACAAAGACCUUUGUAUGGCUUGGACACUAUUUUGUCAGGCCACCGAUUCCUAUUCGCAGGAUGUGCAACAGCAACUAUUUCUAUCGUUUUUACGCGUUCUCCUGGCACCUAUGAAUGACGAUGAGUUAUCGCGGGUUUAUGAUGACCCCGAAGAAGCGUUUACUAUUCUAAUGGGAUUGUCCUCGCUAGAGACCAUCUUAGAAGCUCUCGAGAAGUCUCUGGCUCAAGUGGUAACAAUUCGUGUGAGUCAGAACAAUGGGUGUUCAAAGCUAAAAAGAGACAUAAAAAUGAUUCUCGAUCUGGACGAGCCAUCGACCGAGCAUUGGAAAGAGUUAUUUCCCAAAAUCCGUACUAUCAUCCGCCACCUGCGGAAGGAUGGCAUAACAGCGAAAGUGUUGAUAAUGGACCCACCCGUGAUAGGGAACCUUGAGCUUGUACCAGGUUCGGAAAUUCAUGUUACCUAUGACAAAGAAAGACAAGAUUGCUUGACUACACUAUACUUCCAUAAUUCACGUUCUGAGAAAGUGUCUACAGGAUAUGCUCAUACCUUUGAGUGGCUGUGGAAAACCCCCGAGUACCUUGCCUGGAACUCAACGCAAGAAUGUGGCGCGGGGUUGCUCCUUAUCGAAGGAAAGCCUGGCAGUGGUAAAAGUACCUUGAUGCGCUUCUUCAAGGACAGGUUUUCACCCGUUUCUUCCAACAAAAUAAUUCUCGCAUCUUUUUUCUACCACGCUCGUGACGGAGACUCUGAGAGGAACCAUACGAACAUGUUGAGGGCCCUUCUCUACCAAAUACUUGAGGCAGACGAAUCGUUUUUCGCGUGUGUUCAGCCUAUAUAUCGCCAGGCCCUCCGACGGGAUGAACUUUGGGAUCUUGAAAGGCUUAAAGAGGCGCUUAGAGCAUGUAGAAGACACGUAUUAUCUCGAAGCCUCUUCUUAAUCGUUGAUGCAAUGGACGAGUCAGAGAAUACAGACCGAACAGAUAUUAUUCAGUUCUUCCAAAAGCUCACUGAAAGGACAGAUGGCAGUGAUGGUAAAUGCCUAGUAAAGGUAUUUCUCACGAGUCGACCGAUAAACGAGUUGCACCCCAGCGGUUUGAAUGGAGUUUAUCGAAUCGUCCUCCAAGAAAGAAAUAAGAAGGAUAUCGAAUCUUACACGGACGCAUUUCUACAGAAUUCCGUGUUCGACUCAGUGAGAGGCGCCAAGCCAGCGCUUAAGGAAUAUAUUAUGGAGCAUGCUGACGGUGUAUUUCUAUGGGUACAUCUUGUGGCAAAGGAGCUGGUACAAUAUGCUAUGAAGGGUUCAAGGCAAGGUAAACUACUGAAGUUCCUCAAAUCCCUCCCCAAAAGCCUGGAGGACUUUUACCAGCGUAUGCUCGAGGGCCUUGACAGCGAUGACCCAGAUGAUUUGGUAGAUGGAAAGCGUAUUUUGCAAUUUUGUUUAUUUUCUCACCGAGCUAUGGAGCUUCAUGAGCUAGAGCAUGCUCUUGCAAUGCCUGGCCUACCGAAGGAUCCUGAGCCAGAGGUGGCAUCCUGGGAAAUAGAAAAGCCUACGUCUAUAAGGAGACUCCUAACACAAUGUACUGGAGGAUUUGUCGAUAUCCAAGAGAGUGAGAAAUCGUAUGCAGUUAUCCAGGCCAUGCACCAGACCGUACGCGAAUUCUUCCUCCGCCCGCAUCAUCGUGUUCACUCCCAUCUGAACCUCACGAGCGAGGAUGAUGCCCGAGAAAUGAUACAACUCACAUGCGUGAGAUUCCUUGAGAGCACUUAA